AGCCCGGCUCCUACCAAUCGCAAAUCACUUCCUAACCUCCGCCUUUUUAACAUAUUUGAUCACUUUGAUUCUCUACUCCUUUUUCCUAUUAUUUUUCAGUCCACGGAGGAGGUUUGUAGGCUGUGAUCUCUGUUUUUUGUUUUUUUGUUUUUUAGUGUUUUCGCUUUUUUGGGGGGGGAGAGAGUUGUCUUCAUAUUCUAAGCUCUCAAAACAUUGGCUUCAGCUGUGCGCUUGCUGGCGCUACCUCAUAGGAAGAAAAGGAAGAAGACGCAUUUUUUUUUACCCAGUUGGUGAUUUUUCUUCAAGACUUGUGCUGGAACUUGAUAGUAGCUGCUACGAGUGUGCUCACCAAUUGUUUUAUGCUGCUGCAGGCACGGUCUUACCCAACCUGCUCCAUCGUUCACUGAAUAGUCCAUGCUACCUCGGUUGAUUAUUUUAAUAUUUAGUCUGUCUUUCCCAUUGAUGGGUGUACUGGAUGGCUGACUGUAAGCGCCCCUGGACUUGGCCUUUAAGCGCAAGGCAGCGACUCAGCUCGCCAUCGCAUCAGUUUUGAAAACGUGCUUCGCGACGCCUCCAACAGCAAUAAAUCGACAGUUUUCAGGAGAUUCAACGAGUGGAUUCAACGUAGGCUAGAUUUGACGUUUUGUGUGUCCGGCUGUUAAUCACAGUUUACCGCGUUUCCUUGAGACAUUAUUCACCGCGAGACCAAAACGGCAGACAAAAAGUUUCUUUACGUUGACUGAUAGAUAUGGCAAUGGUAGUGUGGAGAGGCUCCCAGGACGAUGUGGCUGACACCCAAGGCACCCUUUCCUCGCAAACCCAAGGAGGACUAUCCCUUCCCACCCCUCAACCAGGCCAGUUGAAUCUGACAGCCUCUCAGGUCGCCCCUCCGACCCCUCAGACUCCGGUCCAGGGACCCCCGAACAACACACAGUCCACGCCGACGAACCAGACGACGCAGCAGUCGGAGAAGCAGCCACAGCACAUUGAAUGUGUGGUGUGUGGGGAUAAAUCGAGUGGCAAACACUAUGGCCAGUUUACUUGCGAGGGGUGCAAAAGCUUCUUCAAACGGAGCGUAAGACGGAACCUCACUUACACAUGCCGUGCCAACAGGAAUUGUCCAAUCGACCAACACCACCGCAAUCAGUGUCAGUACUGCCGCCUCAAAAAAUGCCUUAAAGUCGGCAUGAGACGGGAAGUUUCUCUUUUUACUGCAGCCGUGCAAAGGGGACGGGUGCCACCCACACAGCCACACCACGGCCAGUUCGCCUUGACAAAUGGAGACCCACUGCACUGCCAUUCCUACUUAUCCGGAUAUAUCUCUCUUCUGUUGAGAGCGGAGCCCUACCCGACGUCCCGGUAUGGCAGUCAGUGCAUGCAGCCCAACAACAUAAUGGGCAUCGAGAACAUUUGUGAACUAGCAGCCAGGAUGCUCUUCAGCGCCGUGGAGUGGGCCAGGAAUAUUCCCUUCUUUCCAGAUCUUCAGAUCACCGACCAGGUGGCUCUGCUGAGGUUGACGUGGAGUGAGUUAUUUGUGCUCAACGCCGCGCAGUGCUCCAUGCCCCUGCAUGUGGCUCCCCUCCUGGCGGCGGCUGGCCUUCAUGCCUCCCCUAUGUCUGCGGACAGAGUGGUAGCCUUUAUGGACCACAUUAGGAUCUUCCAAGAACAAGUGGAAAAGCUCAAAGCUUUGCACGUUGACUCUGCUGAAUAUAGCUGCUUAAAGGCUAUUGUGCUCUUCACCACAGAUGCUUGUGGCCUCUCAGAUGUGGCCCAUGUGGAAAGUUUGCAGGAGAAGUCCCAGUGCGCCCUGGAGGAAUAUGUCCGGAGCCAGUAUCCCAACCAGCCAACACGGUUUGGGAAGUUGUUGCUCCGCUUGCCUUCCCUUCGCACAGUCUCUUCCUCGGUCAUAGAACAAUUAUUUUUCGUCCGAUUGGUAGGUAAAACCCCAAUUGAAACUCUCAUCAGGGAUAUGUUGCUUUCGGGGAGCAGUUUUAACUGGCCUUACAUGUCAAUUCAGUAAACCAAGAAGGAGACGAACAAACAAAAGGUGGGGUAGGGGGGGCUGCGAGACUUCAAUGAUUAUAGCUGCUUUUGUGGAAGGAAUAAAAAAACCAACCGGCUGUUACACGGGGCUGGCUUUCAUGAAGAAAGACAUUGACGUAAAUGACUGUGAAUCCCCCCCCCCCCCCCCCCCCCCCCCCCCACACUCCAAAAAAAUUGAGACAUCCACUGAACUUUCAAAAUGGCAGAUACAAGCUCCCAGUGUUCAUGCAGAACAACCUGCUUCGAUUCAUUUUUUUAAUGAAAGAAGAAAAAGAGGAAAAAAAGGACAAGGGAUUUUGUUGAUCCUUAUAAGGAAAAUUUAAGUAUUAAGUGCAUUUAAAAGUGAUAAUUUGGGUUAAAAAAACUGGCGGAAGGGAAAAUACGAAACGUGAAUUUUUCUUUUCUCAAAUGACUUGUCCUGUGUCCAUGUAUAGCUGUGUUUUGUACUUUCUUUGUUCCUCCUUUCUGGUUCCAAACCGGCCUAUGUGAUUUCUGUAGUACAGGUGUUGUUAUUUUCUAAGACAAUGAUUUAUUUUGAAAAGGUGAAAUAAUGUUUUAAAAAAAAAAGUUCUAAAAAGAAUUAAAACCACAGCAAUAGGAGUAUAGGCUUAUAAUCUAGGCUUAAUGCUGCAAGCGCACUUAUAUUCGUAGGAUGACCAAUACCAUCUGGGAAAAAGGGAGUUCUUUCUUUUUUUUUUUUUUUUUCUUUUUUGGAGUUCAUGUUCAACUUUAUGACCCAAUGGAAACAUUUCGCUCUAUACUAAUAUGAAGUUACAGGAUCCACUUUGUUUUCCAAAAUUAUUAAUAUUAUACGUCUUCCCCAUUUCAUCCAGCUCUGAAUAUUUGGCAUCAGUUCCCCAAUUGGAUACAAAAAAAAAAAAAAUAAAAAAAUACUACAAGUUGCCUAGACCUGCUGUUAUAAAGGUGUUUGUGACAGGUUGCUCUGAAUGCGUUAUAUGUGCAUUUAAGGGCGUUCGCAGUGGCUCAUACUACACUGAAAACAUAACUGAUUUGUUUUGGGGGGAAAAAUAGACAGGUCAAGGGGUCUUAAAAGUUUGAAGCCUAGCCAGAGUAGUGUUUAAUAGCAGUAUUAUUAAAGCGUCCCUGAAAUGUCACCCUUUAUUCACUUCAAGCAUUAAGUGCCUGACAAGCAUGAUGUGAUUUCUUAUAAAAACGUUGUUAAAGUAGGCCUACAGCAUUUUGGGGGGAACACAAUUGGAUUUGAAACUUCAGUCGUGUGUUUUACUUGAAAAACACUGAUUAGAGGCAGUAUUCUUGUAAAUAUAGGUCAAUUCAUUUCAACGAGUUUUUUCCUUUAUACAAAGUAUAUGUGAUUAAGAAAAAUCUGUGGUUGCCAUUUUUUUUCUCGGUAAUACAACGUCUUCAAAAUUGAGUGGCAGACUUAGCUAGUAGCACUGAAAGUUAUGUUUUUAAUGUAUAUACAUAUUACUACAAAUGUUUUCUUUUUCAUGUAUAUUUAGACUGUGAAUGCAUGGCCACAGGUCGCUAACCUAUUUUACCUUUGAUAUAUAAAUGUAAAUGUUUUCUCUCUCUCUCUCUCUUUUUUGACUGUAUAGAUAUAAUCUGUGCAUUCAGUACACUAGCCCUUGUAUUUAAAGAAACAAAAAAGAAAAAGAAACGACGUUCAUUAUUAGGCUACAGACUUAAACAGGGUGAGCAGGUUUUGGAAAAGGAGUUGAUAUUUUAACUUUAGUGUUAUUGCUCCUUUGGUCUUUGACAGGUGCCGUGGUGUGCGUGAGCGUGUGCGCGCGCGUGUGUCAGAAUGUGUGUGCGCGUGCGUGCGUGUGUGUGUGUGUAUUUGGAAGCUAGCAAUUUUGUCCUUGUUUUGAGGCUUUUCUUCACCACACACAAAAACACCAGGUUGUGGUUGAAUUAAAAGGGAUCACUGAUUGAACACUGAUCUUUGGCUGUUCGUAGCCACAUAUGGACCAGAGAAUGAUACAUGAUUGUAAUUAUGAACAGUUUAAACUGACCCACGUUUUUAUAUAAAUAUAUAAAAAUAUAUGACUGCAGGGUAUUGAUAACGUAUAGAUACUUUUUUUAUGAUUAUGAUUAUUAAUUGCAAGUGAUAUAUGUGAGUGUGUGUGAAAGUUUAUAGUUGAACACAAUUCUUGUUUGUUUGUGUUAGCUUAUUGUAAACAAGCAUUCUGCUGUAAAUUUGUUCUUGGUAUUAAAUUAUAAUUUAUGAAUUUGAAAACA
Molecule: messenger RNA, 4263 nt
Organism: Micropterus dolomieu (smallmouth bass)
Lineage: Eukaryota; Metazoa; Chordata; Actinopteri; Centrarchiformes; Centrarchidae
Gene: nr2f2
Product: nuclear receptor subfamily 2, group F, member 2
Exons: 3
Coding region: 749-2020 (423 amino acids)
Biological process (GO): negative regulation of transcription by RNA polymerase II; anatomical structure development; cell differentiation
Molecular function (GO): zinc ion binding; retinoic acid binding; RNA polymerase II cis-regulatory region sequence-specific DNA binding
Source: RefSeq, a predicted model, not a curated record